Messenger RNA from Orbicella faveolata, 3409 nucleotides. RefSeq lists its product as uncharacterized. Gene Ontology annotation, biological process: regulation of transcription by RNA polymerase II. Gene Ontology annotation, cellular component: PcG protein complex; chromatin; transcription regulator complex. Gene Ontology annotation, molecular function: RNA polymerase II cis-regulatory region sequence-specific DNA binding; DNA-binding transcription factor activity, RNA polymerase II-specific. Lineage: Eukaryota; Metazoa; Cnidaria; Anthozoa; Scleractinia; Merulinidae. The record is from RefSeq and is a predicted model, not a curated record.
AUGUGUACUAAUGGCAUCCACGGUCGAGUGUUGAUUAAUACCCUUAAUCAAAACUUGAUCAACAUCUCAGUCAAAAAUGCCAACUAUGGAUUCCAAAAAAGCAAGGAAUUGCUUGAGCUUGAUGACGACAAAAACCACCCACUCCAUUCAUCGCAUGGUGUGGAAACAGCAUCCUCUAAUGUACUUGAAAAUGAGCUUGCCAUUCCAACAACUUGUGCAGGUUCAACAAACAAUAAAAACUUCCUGCAGAGUGUGUCUGCAGGGUUUUGUGAGUCAGGCCAGACUAGUUCAGAUCAAGAUUGCUUUAUUGUGGAUGGCAAUAUAGAGGAACAAAUUUCUUCCCAUUUCCAACAUAACAGUGCCAUGCACCACGAAGAGGAAAUGGAGAUGACAUUCCCACGCUCUGUGUAUGGGGAAAUUGGAGAUAAAGAUGUUGAUUCCUUUCAUAGCGAAGAAGGUGAAGUGAGUCACUUAGAAAGAGGACAGAUACAUGAAAGAAUCAAGCCAGAUUUCAAUCUGAUCAAUGUCGAUGACAGAGUUGUUCCAUUGGAACUGGAUCCUUUACACUCACCUAAUGAUCCUGAUCUGGUUCAAUGCUCGUCAUCAGCAUUGCAAAGUGACCAUCAGCAACCUGACGCACGGGAAACUCCUGCUUCAUCAAUUGAAAAUUCCAAUAUGAACAAAGGAUCUCAUGAAAUGUCUGCAAACAAGGCACAAGAAAUAAACUCAGAUCCACAAGGCUGUGAGAAUCAUAUAACCAAUGCUGCAUUACUAGAGGAACAGGGUAAAAAUAUGAGGGAAAUAACCAUCCAGGUUUACCCGGGCCAUAACCAGGCCAUUUCCCUAGUUACAAACGGAAUCCUUACCACUGAUGUCACUACCUUUUCUACACAAGUUCCUGCAAUAUUAACAGAAGGUGAUGCAGAAGAUAAUGAAACACAGUAUCAAGUUGUUACGACCAGUUCUGUGCUCAAUCAGGCAGAUGGGAGUGCUGCACUGGAUGUGUUAACUUCAUCAUCAGACUUUGGCAGGAAUGUCAUUUUGACCGAGCAGCAACAAGUUUUGCUAAGUGGUAUGCUUGUUCCUGGCGUCACUGCUAAUCAAGCAAUUCACAUAAACAUGACACAGGAGGGUGGUGCAUGUAUAGACAUGGAUGAGAUUCCACAGGGAGACCAGGGGGAUGAAGAGUGUGCAGAUGGAAAAGGCCAUGUGUGUCCUCACCCUGAUUGCAAUAAAGUAUGUUCAAAAGCCUACAAACUGAAGCUGCACAUGCUGACACACACGGGAGAGAGACCUUACAAGUGUCCACAUGAAGGGUGUGAGUGGGCAUUUACUACAGCCUAUAAAUUAAAGAGACAUGCCAGGGGUCAUACUGGAGAAAAACCUUACCUGUGCACUCAUGAAGGAUGUGGCAAAUGCUUUACCACUGCUUACAACUUAAAAACACAUUUCAAUGCACACUACCGGGCAGACACCCACAUUUGCAGAUACGAAGGCUGCGGCAAAACUUUCCCCACCGCACACAAGUUAAAAGUACAUGAGAGGAGACAUCAGGCUGACCGGAAAGCAUACAAAUGCGAGAUAGAGGGGUGCGGCAAAGUGUUCUCUGCUCCUGGAACUUUGACAUCUCACAUUCGGACUCACAGCAGUGAAAAACCUCAUGCAUGUCCUGUUGAUGGAUGUGAGAAGCGAUUUACCAAAGCAUCCAAGUUAAAGUUACAUCUAAGAUCUCACACAGGGGAGCGACCAUUUCAUUGUGAAAUUGAGGGGUGUGGUUGGUCAUUCACAAGUGCUUACAAACUGAAGAGACACAUGCGGAAACACACUGGUGAAAGGCCGUUUGUGUGCAAUUAUGAAGGCUGCUGUAAAUCCUUCACCAGGUCAAGUCAUCUAAAGACUCACAAGCUUGUUCACACAGGAGAAAAACCUUAUGUUUGUCCAGUUGAGGGGUGCAACAAGGCUUUUACAGCUGGAAGUAGUCUCAAUGUUCACAUGUGUAAACACACUGGUCAAAAGCCAUUCAAAUGUGACGUAGAUGGCUGCAAUAAAACAUACACAACUGCUGCAAACUUGAGAGCUCACCAAAAGCGACAUGGAAACAAGGCAUUAACAGUGGAAUUCAAUGACUCAUCACAUGGUGAUAUAACAGCUGAACUCAGUGCAGUUAGCUGUGGAAGCAACACGAGUGAAACAGAACCUGAGGUCAUGUACACCACCAUUGGUGCUUUCCAUUCCAGUAAUUUUCACCUGGACGAUGCUGCUCGCCUUUCAUCGGUUGGCACCCUGUGUACCCUGGUUACCUCCGCAGGACACCCACUCAUCUCACCGCCUGGUGAAAUAGUGCUGGAAACGGAAACGAAACAGUCAGAUGACGGAGAAAUUAAAACUACGGUGUCAGGAAUUCAAAUACCAAUUUCUAUUCAGCAGGAGCAGUUUGCUACGGAGGGUUUAGAAAACAAUUCAAAACUAGAUGUCUCUGAAUUUGUCGUGAGAAGCACUGGUGAUGAUCAAGACCCAAUUUCUCAACACUCCACCCAAGCAAACACGGAGGUAGUCGGAGGGACUGUCUUGGAAGGAAGCAAGCUCACUGGAGGGUUUGAUCUUUGUAUAACGAGCAUGAUGAGUCAUAUAACAAGCGAGACAGGGCAGGAAGGGCUUGGAUCAGCCACGAAAGCUUUACAUUCAGCUGUUGUGUCCUCAGACUCUGGUAAAAGAUCAAGAACUCUUGAUUUCAGAGAUGUUCAUCCUGAGGAUCAGUUUGCGCCCCCUGCUGUUAUUUUUCAGGAUGAAAUCAAAUCUUCAGACACUGAAAACGAAGCUGAAGUGUUGGUGGCUCAAAUCCAACAAUCACCCGAGGGAAUUCCUAUAGUGCAACUCCCGAAGGAAUCAAUGCAGGUCAGUUUACCCCAGGGAUUAAUCACAGAGUCAGCAGUCGCCAUGGUUCAUGCGUCAGAUGUGGAACACAUGGAAGUGGACACAAAUGACAGCCCCGCUGAUACAGUGCCCUCCGAGAUUCCUCUGGUACCCAUUCCAUCCCUUUCAGAUGUACCAGAGGAAAGAGGAAGUCUGGGGAAAGGCGAUCUAUCUCCAUAUAUGGACACUCAUAGUUCUUCAGAACAAGACGAAGGCAAUGGCGACACGUACCCAGAGAGUACAAUUAAUUUACAGGACCUGCGCUGAUAAGAAAGACAGUCAAGAAUAUUUGUUUAUAUAUAAAACUUUUCUAAUGCUUGCCAAGUUUGAUAUGAAAUAAAAAGUGGAUGUUUAUUAGAAACAAGAAAAAAUUAUUUGCACUCCUUUCUUGGCUCUUUUCUUAGCUCCCAGUCCAUUUCCACCAGUUUGGGUUAAUUCUUCCUCGGACGUUACUCGGUAUAUUCGAUAUAACGCGACCAGGGACCUGUUUCUCGAA